GCGGCGGCGGCGGCGGACGAUGGGUGCUGGCAGGGCCCCGCCGCGGCCGAGACGAAGCGGCUGCUGCGCCUCGCCGGACCGAUGGUCGCCAGCUGCUUCCUGCAGAACGCCGUCAACAUAAUGUCCCUCAUGUUCGUCGGCCACCUUGGCAAGCUAAAUCUCUCCGGCGCCUCCCUCGCCAUCUCCAUCACCAGUGCCACCGGCCUCAACAUCAUCACCGGUAUGGCGACUGCGCUGGACACCCUCUGCGGCCAGGCGUUCGGCGCGCGGCAGUACCACCUGCUCGGCGUCUACAAGCAGCGCGCCAUGCUGGUGAUCGGGCUCACCUGCGUCCCCUUCGCCCUCGUCUGGGCGUACACCGGCCAGAUCCUGGUAUUCCUUGGCCAGGACCGCGCCGUCGCCGCGGAGGCCGGCGCCUACGCGCGGUGGCUCAUCCCGUCCAUCUUUGUGAACGUGCCGCUGCAGUGCCACAUCCGGUUCCUGCAGACGCAGAGCCUCGUCCUGCCCGUCAUGGCGAGCUCGGGCGCCACGACGCUCUGCCACGCCGCCGUGUGCUGGGCGCUGGUGUACAAGGCCGGCAUGGGGAGCAAGGGCGCCGCGCUCAGCAACGCCAUCUCCUACUCCGUCAACCUGGUGAUACUGGCCGUGUACGUCAGGCUGUCGAGCGCCUGCAGGCGUACAUGGAACGGCUUCUCCGUCGAGGCGUUUAAGGAGCUGCGGCCUUUCGCAGCUCUCGCCGUGCCAUCUGGGUUCAUGAUAUGCUUGGAGUUUUGGGCUUUCGAAGUCAUCGUGCUGCUGUCUGGUCUCCUGCCGAAUCCUCAGCUACAGACUUCAGUGCUGUCAAUUUGCCUUAACAGUACGAUUCUGCUAUUCAUGAUACCAUUGGGGCUUAGUUACUCCGUUAGCACGCGUGUUUCGAACGAACUUGGUGCUGGGCAGCCUCAGCCAGCAAAGUUGGCGGCGAGGGUAGUCAUGUGCAUGGCCUUAUCUUCAGGAUUCGUUCUGACCUUGGCCAUGGCCCUGCUACGCAACGUUUGGGGACACAUGUACAGCAGUGAUCGUGAAGUCGUGGCGUACUUCGCUAGGAUGCUCCCGGUUGUUGGAAUAUCUUUCUUCAUGGAUAGCAUUCACGGCACUCUCUCAGGCGUGCUCACAGGCUGCGGCAAGCAAAAGAUCGGCGCAGCCAUUAAUCUCGGGGCGUUCUACUUGGUAGGCAUUCCGAUGGCCGCGGUGCUUGCGUUUGUCUUCCAUAUGAAUGGGAAGGGCCUUUGGCUUGGCAUCGUCUGCGGCAGCCUCACCAAGGUUCUCCUGUUCGCAUCUAUUGCGUGGUUCACAGACUGGAACAAGGAAGCAGUCAAGGCAAAGGACAGGGUGUUCGGCUCAUCUCUACCAGUGUCAUGA
Messenger RNA from Panicum hallii, 1401 nucleotides. Its product is annotated as protein DETOXIFICATION 16-like. Bases 82 to 1401 code for a protein of 439 amino acids. Gene Ontology annotation, biological process: xenobiotic detoxification by transmembrane export across the plasma membrane. The transcript has 8 exons. The record is from RefSeq and is a predicted model, not a curated record. Gene Ontology annotation, molecular function: antiporter activity; xenobiotic transmembrane transporter activity. Gene Ontology annotation, cellular component: membrane. NCBI's taxonomy places the organism in Eukaryota, Viridiplantae, Streptophyta, Magnoliopsida, Poales, Poaceae.